AUGGAUUGGUGGACAACUCGCCGACUGGUCGGAUCAUCGUUCUCUUCCCCGCUUCAUCGUUCAGUGCCACAAAAAGUUCAGGUCUUUGCGGAUGGAUCAGCGAGCGCUUGGGCGAGCUAUGCACGCCUAGCAUUUCCCUCCUUGAGCAUGACCGUCAGCGAUUUGCGCCGGAUGUACAAGGUGCCGGACGGGCAUCGAAAUCAUGCUCCCAAGAACUCCCAAGCCUUGGCCAGCUUCUUCAACAUCUCGGCGUCCGAGGCGGACGCGCGGCGCUUCCAUUUGGCCAUGGGCAACCGCCGGCAGCCCUCGGUGCACUUCGUGGGCCCACAGGGACCGCCGGGCGUGGAGGGGAACAUUGACCUCCAGUGGAUCCAGGCCAUGGGCAACAAUGUGCCGGUGACUUACUGGGCAACUCCCGGUGGUGAUCCUGCCACAGCCCAUGAGCCGUUCUUGGAGUGGAUCCUGGAGCUUGCCAACAGUACUGACCCGCCCUUGGUGCAUUCCUUGAGCUAUGGAGAGAACGAGGAGGAUUACUCGGCCGCCUACCAGCGCCGUGCCAACCUGGAGCUCGCCAAGCUGGGCUUGCGGGGCGUCACGGUGCUGGCGGCCAGCGGCGACACCGGUGUCCAGGGCGCUGCACAGGCGGGCGGUCAACCACCGCGAUGCGCGCCCUUUGCAGCAGUUUGGCCGGCCUCCUCGCCCUACGUCACCGCAGUGGGCGCCACCAUGGUCUCUUGGGAGGUCUGCAACAUCGACCGGAUUUAUGCCAUGGGAAGCAACUCUUCCAUGCCCUUUGCCUGCCCAGAGACCAACGUGGGCGAAAUCGUGUGCUCCACGCAGACUGGAUCGAUGAUCACCAGUGGUGGGGGCUUCUCUCAACGAUUUGCGAGGCCUGACUAUCAGGCCGAAGUCAUCGAGGAAUAUCUCAGCCAGGUGAAGGUGAACCGAUCCCUCUUCAAUGCCACAGGCCGGGGAUAUCCGGAUCUGAGCGCCACGGGUGCUAACGUGCCGAUCAUCUUCGAGAACGGCUUGACCAUGGUUGGUGGCACCUCCGCAAGCAGCCCGAUCGUUGCGGGCUUGGUGGCCUUGUUGAAUGGCGAAAGGCUGGCUUCUGGCUUGCCACCUCUGGGAUUUUUGAAUCCUUUGCUGUACUCCAGCUAUCAGCGGUGGCCUGACAUCGUCCAGGACGUUCGGGUGGGGAACAUCUCAGGCUCCAACCUGCUUCUCCCGAGCGGCUCCAUCAGAGACUGCGCUGAAGGCUUCGAAGCUUUGCCGGGCUGGGAUGCGGCCACUGGACUCGGUUCCCCGAACUUCAAAGAGAUGCCCCGGGCGCCCAGCGGAGAGGGGUCGCUGAACGCAAGUCUAACAUAG
Molecule: messenger RNA, 1371 nt
Organism: Durusdinium trenchii
Lineage: Eukaryota; Dinophyceae; Suessiales; Symbiodiniaceae
Source: the annotation of a GenBank genome assembly